AUGAAUGAAGAUGAAAGAGAUAAUAGUAUAGAUGAUGUUGGUGUUGGUGAUGGUAAUAAUAGUACUGAGUCAUUGGAGGAUGCAGAUCCAUUAGAAUUAAGACAAUUAUCCCUAAGUUAUGAUUAUUUAAUGUAUAAAAUUAAAGAUCAUAUUCAACAAUUAACUGAUCAAACUUAUGAAUCAAUUAAGCAAAAACAACAAAUUAUAUUUACUGACUAUUUCGAAAAUCAAUUGAAAUUAUCUAAUAAUUAUAAAGAGAUAGAUGAUAUGUUGAAAAUUUGUAAUCAAUUAGAAUCUGAAUUUUUAAAAUUAGAUCAAUUGGAAUUAUUCAUAAAUGAUUUUAAAUUGAGAAUUGAUAAUUUAGAAAAAGAAUUUGAAAGAUUAUAA
Insectozyma verbasci is the source of this 387-nucleotide messenger RNA. NCBI's taxonomy places the organism in Eukaryota, Fungi, Ascomycota, Pichiomycetes, Serinales, Debaryomycetaceae. The record is from the annotation of a GenBank genome assembly.